Dermochelys coriacea (leatherback sea turtle) is the source of this 2764-nucleotide messenger RNA. RefSeq names its product E3 ubiquitin-protein ligase TRIM7-like. Bases 282 to 1496 code for a protein of 404 amino acids. The record is from RefSeq and is a predicted model, not a curated record. Lineage: Eukaryota; Metazoa; Chordata; Testudines; Dermochelyidae. The transcript is spliced from 9 exons. Gene Ontology annotation, molecular function: protein binding; zinc ion binding.
GAAUAGAAAAAGGAAACUAAAUUUGUCUCUUCGCUGCAGAAGCAACCCUGGCUGCUGCGAAUCCAGCAUAAAUACUUAUAGGUGAACUGACUUGUUCAGUUGCGUAAAGAUUAUUUUAAAGAUCCAGUGUCUCCAGAUUGUGGGCACAAUUUUUGCCAAGCCUGCAUCUCUCAGUGCUGGGAGGGAUUGCAUGUAAACUUCUGCUGACCUGAGUGCAGAAAAACCUUCUCCCAGAGAAACUUCAAACCAAACAGCUAAGGAAUAUUGUAGAAGCUUCCAGAAUGCUUACACUGGAGUCAACAAAAGAACCAGAAGUUGGGAGAGUGUGUGAGAAACACAACGAGGAUUUAAAAGUCUUCUGCCAAGAGGAUCAAAUAUCCAUGUGUAUGGUUUGCCAUCUGUCCCGAGAUCACAGAGAACACACUGCGGUUCCCAUAGAGGAGGCUGCUGCAGAUUACAAGGACCAAAUUCAGAGCCGUUUGGAGAUUUUGAAGAAAGAGAGAGAAAAGAUUCUGUCAUUUAAAUUGAACAAGGAAAGUAAAAGCCAGGAACUGCUGAAACAGCUAGAAACCGAGAAGCAGAAGAUUGUGUCUGAAUUUCAGGAACUGUGCCAGUUUCUGGAGGAACAAAAGCGACUUCUGCUGGCCCAGUUGGAAAAGCUGAAUAAGGAAAUUAAAAAGAGGAGGGCUGAGUAUGUUGCCAAAUUAUCUGAGGAAAUAUCUUCUUUCAGUCACCUGACCAGUGAGAUGGAGCAGAAGUGCCAGCAGACAGCAAGUGAAUUCCUGCAGGACAUCAAAGGCACCUUGAGCAGAUGUGAGAGGGAGAAGUUUCAGAACCCAGUGGCCUUUUCUUCGGAACUGAAAUGGAGAAGCUGGGAAUCUUCUCAAAGAACUGCAUCUCUGGAGACCAUAAUGAAGAAAUUCAAAGACUCACUGUCGUCUAGCCAGCGGUUGGACAAAGUGAAUGUGACUCUGGAUCCGGACACGGCCCAUCCCCAGCUCAUCGUGUCCGCGGAUCGGAAAAGUGUGAGAAGGGGAGACACAUGGCAGGAUCUGCCCAACAAUCCUGAGAGAUUUGACACUGAGCUCUGUGUGCUGGGCUGUGAGGGAUUCACCUCGGGCCGACAUUACUGGGAGAUAGAGCUAAAGGAAGGUGAAGUCUGUAUUGUGGGGGUGAUCAGAGAGUCUGUGAGCAGGAAGGGAGAUAUCGAUUUUAACCCUGAGCAGGGGAUCUGGGCUGUGCUGUGCAAUGAGGAUCGGUACUGGGCUCUCACGUCCCCUGGUGAUUUCACCCCCUUCUCCCCGAGCCGGGCACCCCGCCGGAUCUGGGUUUAUCUGGACUAUGAAGAGGGGCGGGUGGCGUUUUUCGAUGCUGGUAACGGGGACUCAAUCGUCACUUUCCCGCCGGCCUCUUUCGCCGGGGAGAGAAUCCGCCCGCUCUUCUCUGGUCCAUUGCUUUUCAUUUCCCUUUCCUCUCUCCUGGGACCAUGCGCUUAGUGUACGGCUCACACUGUAUCCCCGAGGUGCCCUAUCUGGCUCCAUGAAACGAGCUCCUCUAGCCCCCACCCUCCUGAUCUCUAUGACCUGCAGGACUCAGCCAGGCUCCCCCCUGCCCCCCCCGCACAGACAGGGCUGAAGGGGGGGGUGACACUAUACCCGUAGCUCUCUGGCUGUGGAGGUCUGUAUGAGGCUCUCUAGGCUGGGUAUCUAUGCUCCUAGAAGGCCAACUCGGUGUGGAGUGUGGGGGGAGGGAGCCCCCCUGUGGGAAAGGGACCCAGCCGAGGGCCAGGGAGAGACCCCUCAACUGGGGGGGGGCAGGGGGGAGAGCAGGGGGAAGCCUGGCUGAAGAGUCGGGGGGGGGGGAAUGGGGGGUGUUUCAAAUCCUGUUAGCUGAUCGUUAUUUGGCCACAACCCGCGGAUAUAUAUUUAAAUACAACUGUUAGCGUGUGUACGCGGUGCGAAGGCUGGAACUUUCAAAAGAACCGAAGCGACGUAAGACUCAUUGAUUUCCAAUGGAACUUGUGCUGCUAAGUAACUUCAGGUGGGAUUUUCAAAAGCACCUCAGUCAUGCAAAUUGCUUGUGUUCUCCUGUUCACUUUAUUAAAGUCCCGCAGUAAAUGGACCCGAGAGGGAAAUUUGUCUGUUAAAACUUUCUGGAAAGCACUGGUUUGCUGGGUGAGGUGUAUUAUGAGACAGAAACAAAGGGUUGGUUUCCAUAUGAAUUUUACCAAAAGUAAUUUAAAAUGAACCGAGCCCUGAAAGCCCAAUCAGUUCCCUUGUGCCCGCUGCCCAAUAUAGGGUGUAAAGGCAAAAACAGAUGAGAAGUGUAGGAUUGAUGACAAAUAUAGGAAUGAUGCUGGAUUCCCUCAUGCACGACAUUUCCCGCUAGAUCCUCUCUUCCACCCCCGUUAUACCAUCAAGUAAAUAAUGUAACUGUCAGGGUGGGAAUUACUCGCAAUACCAGGAAUAUGAAAUAAAAAUGAACGGAUCAUAUGGAAACCCCCCUUGAGAUGCACGGAAUUCAAACUAAAAUGUCCAGCAUCUGUCACAUCCGAGUUGUUUUCAUGAGGUGCAAACUGUGUAUAAAAAUUACCAUAGGUGUUCUUCAUGUAACUCAUUUUUCUUUUAGAAAUCUCCCUGAUUUUGCUGUCAGUAAUUUAUUGUAUCUAACUUUCCUCCCAAAGUGGUCUUUCUAAACUGUGGAUAAAUGCAUAUUUGGAUGGUGUAGGCUUAUAUUAUUAAAUUUGCUGACAGUACAAUUGUUA